AUGCCGGGUGCUAGACGAGCAACCUUGGAACAGGAAGCUGAGGGUUGUGGUGCUAUACAACGUCUUCGGUUACCAUCAACCACAGAUCUCUGUUUAUUCGUCUGAUAUCUUGUGUCUGAUAUUAGUUAACUUGGCGUCAACUCGACCAGAUAAAUAAAUGUUAACGUCACGCAGUCGUGGAAAAGGUAACACGAUCAUACGAGGCUACGAGGAAGCAAAAGGAACAGUGCCUUUUCACGGAAACGCUGGAUACCUCUGUUUGUAUCGCAAAGCAUCAAAAUUCUGUCUACUUUCCCUUCUAACUUAUAUAUAACGGAAUAUGUAAUAUUUCAAAGUAAAAGAAUACCAUCGUCAGAUUGAUAAAUGAUUAUUUCUGUUUAAUAUCUUUGUGAUUGAAUCUUGAGACACAUAUAAUGAGCAUAUAUAAUCUAAACAAGAAAUCAAUUCUUUGGGUGACUGUUGAUAUUCGAACUAACUUUAUUUAAAGUUAUCAGUAGAUUUGUUAUCUAACGAUUACUAUAGCUUGUGUUUGUGAUAUAUUUUAAUAAUUAUUCUUUGUAUGACAUUUUUCUUUGUGUUUAAAAUAAUCUAUAUAUAAACAUUGAGCACUGAGAUACAGUUCUAUCAGAAACAAAAUGCUUCACGCAAAAACAAAAAAUGUAGAUUUCAAACCUCUUCAAUGAGUGGAAAUUUUACGACGAAAAGUUAUUUUAAUACUCUCAUUGUUCAAAUUUCAGUGAAAGUAUGGCUAUACGAGUAACAUCAGACAUAAUUCGUUAGAAAUGCGCCAAUUUUGUUAAAUUGUUAAAUCUCUUUCACACGUAAUUGAAAUCUGACAUUUGAUUCGUGCAUUUCCAUUAUUUUAGGUACAUUACAUGUGGUGCAGUUGUUCUCAAAGGAUGUAAAAUGUAAAUCACAAUCUUUCAAUUGUAAGAAUAACCAUCAAGAGAUGUGUACCAUAAAUAAAUUUAAACAUACAUCGACAAAUUUGUCUAAAGAUUCGAUUUCCUGUGAAAAGUUGGCCAAAGAAACAGUGGAACAAACUCAAAAGCAGGAAAGUUACAAAUUAAAUAACUAUGCAUUGGUUCAUAAAAUUCAUCCAAAUGAUUGCCCACUACGUAACAACGUGCCAGAACGAGAAAAAUGUACCGAACUUGACGACAUAUUGGCAAAAUGGAAUAUCUAUAAACCAAAAAAAUGA
Messenger RNA from Heterotrigona itama, 1201 nucleotides. NCBI's taxonomy places the organism in Eukaryota, Metazoa, Arthropoda, Insecta, Hymenoptera, Apidae. The record is from the annotation of a GenBank genome assembly.